AUUGCAGCGGGUUUGCAUAUCCUGUUUCUCUGACUCAGAAGAUGAUGGCUAUCGGGAGAGGAGGUUAGCCGAGCUGGUCCGCAUAGAUGCUCGCACCGCUGGACAACACUAAGAGGAAGAACAGAAACCAGCUGAUUUCCAAUGAUGGACGGGUUUGCUGGGGACAUGCUGAGCGGUGGCCGGGGUUUGCUGGGCGAGGACAGCUCAAUGAUGGCUCGCAUGCAGAAAAAGUUCUGGAAGACCAAACAGGUCCUGAUCAAAGCUACAGGCAAGAAGGAGGACGAGUAUGUGGUGGCUUCAGAUGCUGACCUGGAUGCCAAGCUUGAGUUCUUCCACUCUGUUCAGUGGACGUGCACAGAGCUGCUGAAGGUUAUUGAGAAGUACCAGCACAGAAUCACACGGUUGUCCCAGGAGGAGAAUGAGCUCGGCCUGUUUUUGCGUUUCCAGGCUGAACGCGAUCGCACUAAGGCUGGCGGCAUGAUGGAGGCCACAAGCAAGGCCCUGUGUAGCUCAGCCAAGCAGAGAAUGGCACUUUGCCCGUCGUUGCAUCGCAUGUAUCAGGAAGUGGAGACCUUCCGGCGGCGUGCCAUUGCCGACACACUGCUGACAGUCAGCCGUAUGGAGAAGGCUCGCACAGAGUACAGGGGAGCACUGCUUUGGAUGAAAGACGUCUCUCAGGAACUGGACCCAGACACCUACAAACAGCUGGAGAAGUUCCGCAAGGUCCAGGCCCAGGUGAGGGAGACGAAGAGCCAGUUUGAAAAACUGAAGAAUGAUGUAUGCCAGAAGGUGGAUAUGCUGGGAGCAAGCCGCUGUAACAUGCUCUCUCACUCUCUCUGCACUUACCAGACAACGCUGCUGCAGUUCUGGGAGAAAACGGCCAACGCCAUGUCAGGAAUCCACGAGGCCUUCCAAGGACACACACCAUACCAGUUCACCACAAUCAAGCACCUACGGGACCCACUGGAGCAAGUCUCAGAUUCCAGAAAACAAGAGAAGGACGUAAUGGCCCUGCAGAGCAACACAGACAGCUUGGUGUCCUUGGAGGAUGACAAGCCAGCAGAAAGUCUAUCUGAUUCAGACCUUAAGCUCAGCAGUGAUGGGCGGAGCAAGGCUAGUGAAAGUGGUAAGGCCAUGCACGACCUCAGAGGACUCUCUACAGACUCCGGAGGCGACCUUAUGCUCAUGACCUGUGACAUACCACCCCCAGCAAAUGUGCCUCUCCAACCCCUGGUCCCGCCUCCUUCCCAGGACGUUGACCAGAAUGAGAGCUGUAGCUUUGGAAGCUUCCAGUCAGGCCUCCCGCAGCAGCUUGUCUCGGGUGACAGUUUGCUGUCAGGUGGUCUGCUGCUCCCCUCAGAGCCAAGUCUGACACAGGGGGAGGAAGAUGGUGAGCAGAGCGACAUGGCUUUCCUGAAGGACCUCCUCAGCCCAGGUCCAGGGGGCAGUGAUGAGUUUAGCAGCGAGUGGCAGGAUACCUUUGGAAUGUUCGAUCCAACCAGCGUUCCUACAGCAGCUGCAGGAGCAGCCCGUCCCCCUUCACACCCUCCCAGCCCUACAGGCUUCCUGCCAUCACAGCUGCUGGAUCACAGUCUGAGCUCCUCAGGCUGGGUGACCCCACCCAUGUUCCAAGCUCCGCCCCUGCAGCUGUCCCCUGGUCAGAACCAGGCAGUUCCUCUGUCUCACACAUCUGCAGCCAACGCAGCUUCAGGAGGAUCCAAAGACAUGUCUGCGUGGUUCAACCUGUUUGCAGACCUCGACCCUCUCUCCAACCCUGACGCCAUUGGACGCUCCGCUGAUGAGCUGCUCAAUGCCUGAAGCUCUUUGAGCAUGUUCAGUGUACCUUCACUCUUGUGAAAAAUCUGUAUUUGUCAUUCCAUCAUGAUUGAACACACACACUUCCCUAGAGGCUGUUUUCAGCUGGAAACAGCAAACACUUUGAGCUGAUUGUUAAACUGUCACCAUCAACGUCUCUGAGUUCCUGUAACAGACCUAACACCAACUCAUAAGACACACACAAGCUGCUGUGGUUUGUGUUACCUGUUUAUUACUACAACGCCUGGAUGUUAGGGAGGAUGUCAGGGCUCCGCCUUUGUUUUUUGGAGUAGGCUGUGUGCUUUUGGUGUUUGAUUUAUUUGGGCGUGUGUCCGUUUGCUGUGUGUACGUAUCCAAACAUUCAGGAUGGAUUUUAAAAAUGUCUUUAUGCUGAAAAUGGUUUGUAUGAAGUUCCACAUACUUGUCACAAAUGAUGCAUGUGUAAGGAAGUAGGACAAAUGGUGUGAAUGUGACCAGAAAUCCGUAUGAUGAAAAUCACCUAGCUCUCUUUAAGGACCCAGUAACAACAUACUAAUUCAUCAUUUAUCUGCCUGUAUACAGACAUAGGCCGGUAUAAGUAAAAACUACAUUUUCAUGGUAUUUAAAAAGCCAAAAUGUGUAACAGGAUCUAAUAGCUAGUACUAAUAGUAUACUUUGUCUUUCUGAUCUUUACAGAGUAAAACAAAUAUAACAAGCUGAUAUUUGCUGGGUAAUUAGUUGGGUUAACUGCUCAAGUAGCAACCCUGCAGUCAUGCUGCUGGUAGUUUUCCAGCUAUGUAAUGGAAAAAGGAUUGCCCAAAUAGAAGUAAUUAGUGCCAUUGUUUUAGUUUCAUUGCCCUGACUGUGUUUUUCAAAGCUAAUCAAUUUCCAAAAAGCCAGACUUUUCUUUAUGUGUAAGCAAGGGAAAUGUAGCCUUGUUUCAACCAGCUGACUGGUAGUGCUCAGCAAGAAGUGGGUGAGGGGGAGUUCUGUGUAACUCUAUGUUCCAUAUAACUAGAGAAAACUACCAUUGCUUUCUCUGGUGUCUCAUUAAUAGGAUCUGCAGGAAUGAUAGGAAGGAACAUUUUAGCGAUUUUGAAACUAAGUCAAAAUCAGCCUAUGCCUACUGGUACAACUGUUAUCAUUUGAGCUGUUUUUUUUUCGCCCUGCUUUGUGCACGUGUUGCUGUUACUGCCAUAUUAAUCUGUUUGCAGAAGAACUUGUCUGCACAUCUUUUGUUUUUGCAGCCAAACAAAAUUAGCUAGGUACACAGACAGAAGAAAGAGAGAGAUGCAAUAUUUUAGAAAGUGCACUCUAACAGCUAAGACAGCCUUGGCAAGCUGUAGUUGAAUUUUAGAAACUGGUGUUUCUACCUGCUGCCUUGAUCUAGCAAGGUUUGUUUUUGUAAAGGUAGAAGAUGCAAUGUUGUUUUCUGUGACAAAUUGGGGAUUUGGAAAGCCAGAAAAUGAAAAGUAGGGAAAUGUAGUCAUCUCAUAAAAUCAUUAGAGUAAGCAAAGACCACCCAGUUGGGUAAAUAUAUUUUCAGCUGUAGAUAAAAUGGCCACCGCAUAAAGUAAAACCAGAAAGUCAACAUGUCUCCUAAGUGCUAACUCUAACCCUUCCUAACUUGACCAUAACUAACACUUGUUAGAGUAACUUUAUGUAAUUCACUGUUCAUGUGUUAACUUCUGCUUAUUAGAAAUGAAACUGUAUAUUUAGGUUGUUUACAGGAUGUUUUAGGAUUCUUACAUAUUUGUAAGAAUCACGUCUUAAGUUCCAGACUACAGGGAUCUCUGUUCUUUUUAGCCCUCUUCUAGGAAAUGAAUAAAAAGGCAGAUAUUUCUACAGUGGGCAGGCUUAGAAAAUUAAAUAUGGCAGAAAAAAUGCAGACUGGAUGGAUGGAUGGAUGAAUAAUCAAAGGUGGGAAAUGGAUGGAUAGAUCAUUUAGACAAUUCCACAAGUAAUGUCUGGGUAUAUAUACAGAUAUUUUUCCAUACUCCAUUUUGUUUUUCCAUUUUGAUCCAGAACUUGAAAUAACUUUGUAGGAGCUGUUAUUUGGUCAUAAAGUAUUACACCCAGUCAGUCAGUCAGCAAUUUUUCUUGGCUUUUUUAGCCUUUAUUCUGAUUUUAAUAAUUAAAUUAAUAUUGCAGGUAAUCAAUGUUUUUCAGGAUUUUCUCACUGCUAAACUGGGAGAAGCAGAGCUAACUGAGCCAUUCAAUGAUACAGUGGAUACCAAUGCCUCAACAUGUGAUGCACAGUCUGGUUGAAAUGUAGUCUUUUAACGUUAAGCUGUGAAUUGUCCACAUUGUGAGACUGAAAUUCAUGGUGUGCAAACUCUAAAAACACGACGGUUGAAAUCCCAUGUGCUGAUUUCAUUAUCGCAAUUCUAAGGCCAAGAAGAUUUAUUUUGAUUGCAAAUAACUGACAGAAUGAUCAUACUUCUGGGCAAUGUAAGAUACCAGAUAAUAACCAUGAAACUAAAUCAAAAUAUCGAUUAUUUUAUCUUGGUGUGCUGUGUAUUAUGAGCAUCCAUAUUUUAUGGAAUCAAAAAGGGAUUGCUCCUCAUGUGUUGGUUCAUUUCGGACAACUUUAAAUGCUGCAUAGGGAUUUAGUGCAAAUUUGUUUCUGAAAGGCCUUUUUCCGGAAAGUGAAAAAGGUCCAAAUACACCAAAUCUUCAGCUGGGAAAUUUGUUUGGAUCUAUAAUUUUUAAUAUUAAUAUCCUCGCUCUCAUAGAAGACACAAUUAUGUAUCACUUCUGUUAAAUUCUACUGCAAAUGAAAAUUACUACUAGAAUACUAGUUUUUCUGUCACAUCAAGUGUAAAUCUUACUUUUCACACUAAAAAUAAAAGAAUGUAUUUCUCAA
Girardinichthys multiradiatus is the source of this 4660-nucleotide messenger RNA. It is a transcript of the gene ical1, whose product is annotated as islet cell autoantigen 1-like. NCBI's taxonomy places the organism in Eukaryota, Metazoa, Chordata, Actinopteri, Cyprinodontiformes, Goodeidae. Gene Ontology annotation, biological process: regulation of transport. Gene Ontology annotation, cellular component: Golgi apparatus. The transcript is spliced from 15 exons. Gene Ontology annotation, molecular function: protein domain specific binding. The coding region runs from base 142 to 1818 and encodes 558 amino acids. The record is from RefSeq and is a predicted model, not a curated record.